This is a messenger RNA of Cylicocyclus nassatus, 2943 nucleotides long. The record is from the annotation of a GenBank genome assembly. NCBI's taxonomy places the organism in Eukaryota, Metazoa, Nematoda, Chromadorea, Rhabditida, Strongylidae.
AUGUCGUUGGCGAUGGUGAUCGAAGCCACUCGGGCCAUCUUUCAUGCUAGACCAGCAUCACUCGGAUGGAAGAGGCAAAGUGAUGAGUCGGAUAAAUUGGGAUCAUUGUUGCAACAACAUCCAAACGGAUAUAUCGGUGGAUUAGUAGAAAUGUGGUUGAAACGAGAUUCUUUGAUUGAAAUUGCUGAUAGCAAAGAUGUCUACCGUCAGCGUGGCCUUCGUAGCGUUGUCGAUACAAUUGCUGAUGUUCUGCGAGAGGAUAAUACGUCAUUCAAUCCAGUAUGCCGUGCGUCUUUGAUUUUUGCUUGUGGUCUGGUAUGCUCGACCCUCGAGGGCAUUUUCGGUCGUCCAUGUCAGCGAAUUGAUGAGCUCAUCAAAAAUACAGGUCUUGACCGUCUUACCGCAAAUGAGCUGAUUUGCAGAUUGAGCAAAGGAAUUUCAACCCCUCAUGCUGAUGCACGAUUGUCUACUAUCUUGCAUAAUCUCAACGCUCUGCCAGUUGUGGAAACACUAAGUGGUCAAGGCAAUAAAGAUGCAAAACACGAUGGAAACAGUACGUGUGAGAACCUCAUGAAUUUUGAGCUCGCUGAGGUCCCAUCGUUUCUCACUGAGGCUGCGAAAAGUUCGACAAGCCAAGAAGAAACCUCUGAUAUCAAAGAAUCUGGUUUCAAACGCUGCUUUGCAAACGAUAGUGACAACAUCGUGAGCCAAUCGCUAUGCGAAAAUAAAGCUGGGCUUGACAAUCCGCCGUCAGAAGAGAAUGUCCAAGGAAGUGAUAAGGCGGCGGCAAGCGAUCACAGUUCGGAUCUUAAUGACGUUUCCUCAGUGGCACCAUCCCGGUCAGUGUGCGAACAAGUGGAAACUCUGAUGGCCGGAGUUAAGUACUGCAAGGAACGCGACCAUGGUAAGGAGAAAAGGCGAAUUAAAGAGGCGUCCGAAAAUCUCCAAAAAGUGGAUACUCGGAAUGUGCCUGUUACUACCGCCACCGAGAACAAAGAAGAGCAUCAUGUUAUUGAAGAAGAAAAACGAAGGAUGUCAGAUGAAGUAGCAACUGGGGAUGUAGGAGAAAUUUCACAAGAAGAAACAACGGGCGACGGUCAUGCAGUGGUUCCUAGUGAAAUUGACGUUGAAGCUGAGGUGGAAACAGUCAUGGAGCCGAAGCGGUUAGAAUGUGCUAAAAUUUUAUCCGAUGAUCAUCUUGAUUGCUCGCCAAACCAAGAUCAAUCACUCAGAACGAAAUGGCUUCCCGAUAACGGAUUCUGUACUUCCAACAGUCCUGACAACUUAGUGGAACCAGUAGAUGAUGGCAGAAAAGAUUGUGCAGAAGCCCCCAUCAUUUCUGAGCAGCCGAGUACUGAGGAAAAUGAAUGGAAAUCGUUCACUGAAGGUGAAGAUAUUACUUCUUCAUGGAAAAGCGCUUCUGCUCCGUUGGACGAUGUCCCAGAUGCAAAGGUUGAAAAGUGUGCCACUGAAGAGCAAAUAAAAGCAGAUGAGAUACCAGUCCUAAAUCCUGCGGCAUCGCAAAAGAAGAAUGAAACUGAAAUGCUCCUCUCAACUGGCAAUGAGACUAAAAGAGCUGAACAUGCAUCGCCAACAAUGGAUGGAGGAAAGACCAUGGUGAAAGACACCCCUUUUGCGCCACCGAUAAAACGUGUGAAUACGCCUGAGAAGCCUAUCAUUUCCUUUGAUGCGGACGACAACCCUGAUGGUUUUGACGGCGACCAAUUUGACCGACCGAGGGUUUUCACAACAACGCACGAAACGGUAUUUUGCACCAAGACCUUUGAUGAGGAGGAUGUGUCAGAUCCAUCUACAGAUGAUGACAUCGCUGGAGUUUUCAUGCGCUCUGCAGGUCGCGAUGCAGCUAUCGAAAAGAGGCCAAGUAUCAAUGGCUGUGAGCAGCCUCCUGAAUUGAAGGCGAAGUUCGCAGCUCCACCCCAGGCUGUUAAUCAGGUGGUUAGAACCGAAAAUCCGUUGCCAGACGAAGAAGUCAUUUCCGAUGUCGCUGCAGUGAAUUUGCGUUUGCAUAAGAAUGACGAAAAGGUGCAAGAUGAUACUGCAACAAAAAUUCGCAGAGAGUCAGAGAAUACUGGCACUAAUGUAAACAAAAGUCGCAGAGAAUCAGAGAGUCUUACACCCAAAGAGGAGAAGACUUCUAGUCAAAAGAAGCCGGCAAAAGACGACGACGACGGCUGGGAUGAUGGUGAAGCAGUCAAGCAAACGUUUGCUCAAGAUACAAAAGAACAGGUGAAAAGGCAGGAGGAUUCAAGGCCAUCUCCACCACAGACGAGAUUUCUGUCUGGAGGAUUCGAAUCGACUGGGUCAGGAUUUGGUGGUUUUGGAGGUGGACAUUCAGAAAAGGAGAAUUCGUCUUAUGGAUCGCAUGGUUCCUUUCGUGAACGAAAGAACAGCUAUGAAAGUGAGAGAAGUGGCGGAGGCGGAGGUAGGGGCGGAUUUCGCGGUGGUGGAAGGAUGGGAGGUCGCGGCUACGACAGUGCGCCAAGAGAUAACUACAGGGAUCGGGACCGAGACAGCCGUGACGGAUUUCGUGGACGUGGCGGAUAUGGAGGAAGCGGUCGAGGCUCACGUAGCUAUGAAGGCCGCGGAGGAUUUCAUGGAAACAGGGCUUAAAGCAGCAGCUGUGCUUUGCGCCGCUUCUGUUUUCCUAGUAUGCUAUAUCAUAAAAGCCUUUGUUUAUUGAAGCUUUUGUUCCUCUGUUGCAAGCAUAAAUCAAUCACUUCGUUGCCAUCAUUAUCUCAUCUCAGGAUUUAAUAUGUCUUGAAAUUGUUCUGCAUUGUGUUCUGUUCGCUGUGAAUUAAUCAGUGACAAUGAUUAUUCGACGCACUUUUUGCCCACAUAUUCUGCAUGCUUCUCGAAUUUCUCGCUCAUCGCACUUGCUUAUCACUUUUUCGUUUCCGUAGUUAGUUGUGAUUAUUCGGUCGU